AUGGAAUCAUUAGACGAAAUACAAUGGAAGUCUCCUGAGUUUAUACAAGAGAGAGGACUCAAUACUAAUAAUGUCUUGGAGUACUUCUCUUUAUCGCCAUUCUACGACCGCACAUCGAACAACCAAGUGUUGAUGAUGCAAUUUCAGUAUCAGCAGAUACAGAUACCGCUUGGUGUUUCGUUCCACCAAUACUUUCAGUCGCGGUUGAGUGAGAUGACUGGGAUAGAGUUUGUUAUUGCGUAUACCAAAGAGCCUGAUUUUUGGAUUAUCAGAAAACAGAAACGACAGGACCCCCAGAACACUUUGACGCUACAAGAUUACUACAUAAUAGGGGCAAAUGUUUACCAGGCACCACGGAUCUACGACGUUUUGUCGUCAAGACUCCUUGCCAGUGUUUUGUCGAUAAAGAACUCGACAGACCUACUAAAUGACAUGACAAGCUAUCAUAUCUCAGAUGGGGGCCAUUCCUAUAUCAACUCCAUACACGGCAGUGCCUCAAAACCGCCCCACUCAUCGGCUGCGUCGAAGCCUCCGUCAACCAGUGCUGGAACAAAUACAGUUACCCCGAUUACUUUGACAACACCGCUGGGUGCCACUGUUGCAAGCACGGUGUCUAAUGGCAUUUCAACGAGCACAGAGAUUUCCAGCGGAGCGUUUGAUGCGUUGUUGAAUGAUGUGGUGAUGAGUGACGAUCAAUUGUACAUCGAUGAGAUUCCCUUGCAUGGUGAGGGAAGCACACUUGAGUGGCUUGGGUUAAAGGGAAAUAGAGAUGCGGGUAUGAGUCUAUGA
Candida dubliniensis CD36 is the source of this 789-nucleotide messenger RNA. RefSeq names its product mediator of RNA polymerase II transcription subunit 6. Gene Ontology annotation, cellular component: mediator complex; core mediator complex. Gene Ontology annotation, biological process: regulation of transcription by RNA polymerase II. The coding region runs from base 1 to 789 and encodes 262 amino acids. Gene Ontology annotation, molecular function: transcription coactivator activity. The record is from RefSeq and is a predicted model, not a curated record. The transcript has a single exon. NCBI's taxonomy places the organism in Eukaryota, Fungi, Ascomycota, Pichiomycetes, Serinales, Debaryomycetaceae.